CUCACUCACAUGAGUGCCCACUUACUGAGUGCUACUAGCCCAGUGCCCACUCCAUUAGUCUUUAGCAAUUUCCUAAUGUUUUACCUGCCCAUUCCUGCUUGGCAUCUCUACCAUUCCCUGCUGAAGGUAUGAGGGGCUCUGCUGCCUGUAACCCCCACACCCCCUGCUAGCCCCCCCAAGUGCCUUGUUGCCCAGGAUACAGCCAUGUCUGGAUCUUCCAAGCAGCCACAUGCCAAAGGCAAGACCCUCAUCAUAGAGGACGACUGUGAAGCAGAAGCCCUGGAUGAAGCCAACCCAUUCUCCUUUAAGGAGUUUGUCAAGAGCCAGACCUUUCCAGGAUUCGUUUCCAGUAAUAGUAAAAGGGCUUUCUCUAAGGACUCUAACCAAUCCACAACACAGUUUCGUGGACCCAGCGAAUGCCCAGAUGGGAAUCUGGAAUUCCAAGAGACGUACUUCAGAGACCCGACGCUGUAUGAUGACUUACAGGAGGAUGAGGAUGACGACUGGAGUGGCAGUUACCACCCUUCUGUUAUAGAAAACACUCACGGUCCCAAAGUUCCCUCUCCCGCUGGCACUGAUGGGGAUGAGUCUUAUGGAUACGGUGCCAGCGACAUGUCUGGCGAUGGAUUAAUCACAGGUUGGCAACAGGCUGUCCUUCCGUCUCCCCCUGCCGGCUUGCAUGGGAAAACCCAACAUCGCCCUGACAGCACCAGUGACUCCGAGGAGGGUUUGCGACUGCUACAGAUAAACUGUGAAGAGCUACAAGAGGAGAAUCUCCAUCUAAAGAGCAAGAUCUGUAAACUGAAGGAACUGAACGACAGCCAGAAUGAAAAGGUUAGACAACUGGAAAGAAAACUGGAAGAGAGAAUCCUGGAAGAGCAGAAAGAAGCCCAGGAUUUGGAAUCCAUGGUGCAGCAGGUAGAGAAGAACCUGCAGAUGAUGACUAAAAGAGCUGCAAAAGCCGAGGGCAAUGUGACAAAAUUAAAGCAAGAAAUGGCACUUCUGCAGAUCGAGCUGACCACCUACAAAGCAGAGAAUGAGGCUCUGAGAAGGGGGGAGACGGCCGGUAUGAACGCUGUAAAACAGAAUUCAAAUCUGGCGCUGGAAAACCUCCAAAAAGUGGUCAGCGGUGCCCAGUCUUCCAUAAAGCAGCUGGUAGCUGGCGCAGAAGCACUGACCCUUGUUGCCGAGCUCCUUCGCUCCAUAGAUAAAAUUGCAGAAAUUCACAACGACGGUGUGCCCUGAGGCCGUGGGACAUCUCUUCCACAGCAGUUGGACCCAUAAGAUGCCACUCCUUCUGGUGCCAUGGGCACGGAGUUACUGCCCCAACAUACAGAGAUUUUAUUCCUUGCUGUUUUUAUACAUGGAUUUAUAUAGCCCUUCAGUAUUAGACAUUGCUGCCUUCAGCUCCCAUACAGCUUCCCUAUGGCUCAAAGGCCCUUGUUGCCCGUGGCUAGCCAGUCCCUUGUUAUAGGAGACCUCUCGCAAUGCAGUCGCUUUGGGGGAACUUUAGGUGAAUAAAGCACUUUUUUUUAAAUAAACUUUAUACACAAAUAUAUCUAUAUUCUUAUAUUUAACCAGCGGACCUUUUGUUUGUACCUGCACAGUAGCAUGCCCAUAUUUUGUUGACACUGUUCAUCUUGGGGCACAUCCUAUUUGCCAUACUCCAUGUUCCCAUUACUCUUUAUUACACUAAUUAAUAUAGAAUAUUUUAUGUUGCUAAAUAUUAUUGUAUUUUUGUCAAGUACAUUUCAGCUGGAAUGUUUUAUCCUGAUGUGUUUAGGGAGCAACUGCUCUCUGGUUGCUGGGCUCGUUGGUCAUAGCAACCAAGCAGGACCUAAAUGGACAUAUGUUGACAGCCAGGGUCACAGUCCCUAGCAACAAGCUGACAUUUGAAGAGUGACUGAAUAGAAAGGCCAAGCAAUCAACUCACUGCUGGGAUCAACUCCACCUACAACAUCCUGAAAUGAACACUAUUUUGUAGUCAGGAAACACUGUAACAUUUCCAUUUAUUGAUAGGCAAUAGCAAUGGCUCCCGUCCUGCGGCUCAGGGACGGAAAGCGGCCUCCCCUAGGCAAUGGACUAUUUUAAAUAAAAUAAUAUAUUUUCUCAAACGAA
Xenopus tropicalis (tropical clawed frog) is the source of this 2118-nucleotide messenger RNA. It is a transcript of the gene entr1, whose product is annotated as endosome associated trafficking regulator 1. Gene Ontology annotation, cellular component: cytoplasm; midbody; recycling endosome. Lineage: Eukaryota; Metazoa; Chordata; Amphibia; Anura; Pipidae. The record is from RefSeq and is marked provisional.